AUGAAUAUCUCACCUACACCUAAGAGAUACCAGAACCCGAAUCACAUGCCACGUGCAGUCAACUUUAAUUACCAGAAUCCUGCCCCAGCAUACCAUGACCCUAUUAAUGGUCAUGGCGGGGAGCGAAUUGUGCCUGAAGAGUACAAAAUCAAUUCCAACAUGAUUUCUUCCCUAAUUAAACAAAACAAGGAUCUACUAUCUAAGUUGGAAGAUAAGGAACGUGAGUUAGAGAAAUUGAAUGUUCUUGUGGGUUCUUUACGUGGGAAGUUGAUAAAAUACACAGAACUGAACAAAAAACUCCAGGCCCAAGCUGCACAAGCUGCGCGAGCACCACCGCCUCUUGCCGCACCAGAACCACAGCAGCAGCAGCAGCAGCAGCAGCAGCAGCAAUCGCAGCCAGAACUCGCACAAGACUACAUACAGCUGCCCAAACGGCUGCAAGGAAAUUCAGAAAAUGAUAAAAAAAUCAAUGAAAUCUACGACAAAUUAGAAUACUUGACAAAUGUCGUAGCCCAGCAGCAGCAGCAACCACAACAGCAGCAGCAAUCAUCACAGAAACAUAGCCAGCUUCAAACUCCUGCUCAUAGGACAGGUCCCUCAUACAACACUGUGAGCGAUGACGACAUCAUGAUUAGCGAAUCUUCAGAGUUGCGAAAAUUGGAAGAACAAGUUGACCAACUUAAACGUAAAGUUCUUAUUAAGAGUGAAAACGAACUGCGCAAACUUUCAUUAAAUCAGCAAUUGGUGGAUUUGAUGGGGAAACUAGGAGUUUCUUCCGCCCAGAACUCCGCUUCUGCAAACUCUCUGCUCUACGACAGAAUCCCUACCCCCAGUUCGGCCCCUUCAAUCCCUUCUGCAGGCCACGUCCACACUACUACGCACUGCGAGCAAUGCCAUCACCAUUCGGAGGAAUCCCUCAAACGCCCUGCAAUGGAUAUCAAAAACGCAUUAGAGACACCUACUCCAUCGAGGACAAAACGUGACAAUCACAACUAUAACAGUAACAUUAACAGCAACAACCCAAUCUGGUAA
Molecule: messenger RNA, 1032 nt
Organism: Eremothecium cymbalariae DBVPG#7215
Lineage: Eukaryota; Fungi; Ascomycota; Saccharomycetes; Saccharomycetales; Saccharomycetaceae
Gene: SPC42
Product: Spc42p
Exons: 1
Coding region: 1-1032 (343 amino acids)
Source: RefSeq, a predicted model, not a curated record